Theileria orientalis strain Shintoku is the source of this 1125-nucleotide messenger RNA. RefSeq names its product eukaryotic translation initiation factor 5. The transcript has a single exon. Lineage: Eukaryota; Apicomplexa; Aconoidasida; Piroplasmida; Theileriidae. The record is from RefSeq and is a predicted model, not a curated record. Gene Ontology annotation, biological process: formation of cytoplasmic translation initiation complex; translational initiation; formation of translation preinitiation complex. Gene Ontology annotation, cellular component: cytosol. Gene Ontology annotation, molecular function: eukaryotic initiation factor eIF2 binding; translation initiation factor activity; GDP-dissociation inhibitor activity. The coding region runs from base 1 to 1125 and encodes 374 amino acids.
AUGGCUUAUGUGAACAUUCCGCGAUACCGGGACGACCCGAACUACCGCUACAAGAUGCCCAGGAUCCAGUCGAGGAUCGAGGGCAGGGGCAACGGCACCAAGACUAACAUUUCUAACAUGGGGGACAUUGCGAGGGCGCUCAAGAGGCCCCCGACCUACGCGACGAAGUUUUUCGGCUGCGAGCUGGGCGCAAUGUCGAAGUUCGAGGAGGCCGAGGAGAAGGCGCUCAUAAACGGGGCGCACACGGACAGCUCCCUCGCGGCAGUCCUCGACAAGUUCAUUGAGCUGUACGUGCUGUGCCAGAACUGCCAGCUGCCCGAGAUCGAGGUGCUCGUGAAGCGCGGGGAGCUCCACUCGUCCUGCAACGCCUGCGGCCACAAGGGGGUCCUGGACAUGACGCACAAGGCGGCCAGCUACAUGAUCAAGAACCCGAUAAGCAGCCCUUCCAAGAUGCAGAAGGAGGGCUCGAGUCUCAACAAGGACAAGAUGAACGGCGCCGCCAAGUCCGACAAGCUAAACGGGACCAAGGCUGAGAAGGUCAAGAAGAGGACCGAGAAGGGAGACAAGGUCGACAAGACUGAGAAGGCAGAUAGGUCCAGCAGGUCCCACCACGACUCCGAGGCUAAGGAACGCGAGGAUGACCUCAGCGUCGAGAGCCCGGAGCUCUUCGACAUCGUCAACAGGCUGCGGUGCUACCUGGAGAAGGGCGAGCGCUCCUGCGAGGACUUCUCGGAGGAGCUGCACAUGCUCCAGCUCUCGCAGGGCUUCGACAACGUCAGCAGGUUCUUCAUCGCGCUCUCGGCCAUCUUCAAGCAGGACGAGCCGCUCUCAGUCGACCUAUUCAAGGAGAAGAUUGAGCUCGUCAAGGCCGCCACCUCGUACUCGAUGACGCCCAAGGAGAAGAUCUGCGCGCUCGAGUACUUCAUCUUCCAGGCGAACCCGAGCGAGAUUAACAACUUCCCCUACUACUCGCAGGCGCUCUACUCCAACGACAUCCUCGAGGGCAGCGACUUCAUCCGCUACUACAACAAGGCCACCAGGCACACCGGCAACCUGAACAGCAUCUUCCUGCGUGCCAAGGAGACCAUCGCCCCCUUCAUCGAGUGGCUUCAGGAGGACGACUAG